UCUGAAGUUCUCGUUUUUUUGGACUUGAAUCUUAUGCUAUGAAUUAAAUUUUAAGUGCAUUGGAACGCACGGUUAGGGUCAGGUUCUUACGGUUAGGCUCGUUCCAGUGAGUUAGGAUUAGGUUAUUAGGUUUGUUUAUUCUUCCAGCUGUUAUGACCAGGACUUGAACGGUGCUUCCCUUUAGACUCUUGAGGAUUGCUGCUCUGCUAGUGGGUUCGAUUUCGGCUCGAAGCAACAGAUUGACCCGGCCGUCUAAGCAAAAUUCAAGAUGGCGGCGAAACAUGACUACGCGAUUGGCAUCGACUUGGGCACGAGCAAUUCGUGCGUGGGGGUCGUCAGGAACGGGCGCGUGGAGAUCAUAGUAAACGAACAUGGCGAUCGCCUCACGCCGUCGUUUGUGGCGUUCACUGAAGAUGAACGACUAAUUGGUGAGUCGGCCAAGCUUCAGCGCACCAUGAAUCCUGCUAACACAGUAUACGAAGUAAAGAGACUCAUCGGACGCAAGUUCAGCGAUGAAGCAGUGCAGAAAAAACUCCCCCAUUUGCCUUACCGCGUCGUCGACGAUAGCGGCAACCCCAAAAUCUGCGUUAGGUAUCGUGCAACGGAGAAGAUUUUCACCCCGGAAGAGAUUUCUGCUAUGGUGCUGGCCAAAAUUAAGGAGACCGCCGAGACUUUCCUUGGAUGUGAAGUGAGAAGAGCGGUUAUUACGGUGCCUGCAUACUUCGCUGACUCACAACGACAAGCUACCAUCGAUGCUGGUACCAUUGCGGGUCUCCAGGUACUGAAAAUCAUCAACGAGCCAACCGCUGCCGCCAUUGCGUACGGAGAAGACACAAACGUAACCGAGGAGACCAACAUUCUGAUCUUUGACUUCGGCGGCGGGACUUUCGAUGUGGCGUUCUUGACAAUGAAGAAAGGACACUACGAUGUGAAAUCUAUUGAAGGAAAUAGCCAGCUUGGUGGAAGGGACUUGGACUCUCGAAUAGUCCGUUACUUGAUCGGGGAAUUCAUGAAGAAAACCGGGCUGGAUGUGACUCAGGAUCCGAAGGCUCUAGCGAAGAUCACGAGAGCUGCUGAAAAUACCAAGAUAAAUUUGUCGUGUCAAAUGAAAGACCAUGUUAAAAUAGAGAGCUUGUGUCAAGGAAAAGAUAUGGACUUGGUUUUCAGUCGCAACAGGUUCGAGUUGCUGUGUGCUGAUAUUUUCGAUAAAACUAUGCAGUGUGUGGACACCGCGAUCUCCAAUUCUGGUGUGACAUCUGACAAAAUCAACGAGGUAGUCCUAGUCGGUGGCUCCGCUUGGAUCCCCAAGCUAAGGAAAAUGCUCGAAGAAAAAUUUCCAGGAAAGGAAAUUAAAAGGACGAUUAAUCCAGCGGAAGCUGUUGCCUACGGAGCUGCUAUUCAGGCAGCCAUGCUUAACAACGACCGGAGUGUUGAAGACAUUCAGCUGACAGACGUUACCCCACUGUCGCUUGGUGUUCAGUUGACUGGAAACGUAAUGAGCACCAUCAUCAAACGAAACACUAAAAUACCUGCGUCGUAUAGAAGAAAUUACACGACUAUCUGUGAUUUUCAAAAAGGCAUUCGUUUCUCAGUCUACGAAGGUGAAAACAACAUAGCCACACAAAAUAAUUUGUUAGGAGUUUUCGCAGCUGAAGGGAUUGAAAUAGCCCCCGCUGGUGUCCCUAGCGUUGACGUAACUUUUUCGCUUGACGAAAACUGUAUUUUGAACGUGACCGCCGUGGACCAAACGACAGGAGGCGGAGGCCACAUGGCCGUCUCUCUGGAUAAAGGGCGUCUCAAGCGUGAGGCCAUCGAGGACAUGGAGCGCCGAAAUCGUGCUUUGACGAACGCGUCCACCAACUUGAAGGAUACGAUCAUUAAGAAGAAAAAUCUUAUUGAAAGGAAAAUGAGCCUCAAGAAAAUAUCGCAAAAAGGCUACGAAAAAAUGAAAAGAAUUUGCGAAGAGGCCGAAUUUUGGUUGGAGGCCCAUACCGACGCAACCAAAGCGGAGUAUGACGCUAAGGAACAGCAGUUCAACGAGACCUUCUCUGAGCUCCUGGAGGAUCAUGGCUACUGAGCUCCAGCUUGUUACGUGGCGACAGUUGUGAAGUUCACUAAACUGACGUCAAUUUUUCACUCUUAUUAAACGCUGACGUAUGAUUCUACAUUUUUUUCUAUAUUCUGAUUUAUGAGAAGUUUAGUUUACCUUUCAAAAAUUGAAAUGUGGGUGUUCGUGACUGUGUAGGCAUUGAACAAUAUUGAUUGGAAAAUUUUUGUAACAGCAUGUCAUUCUGAAUGUAGCGCUUAAUUUUCUUUAAAACGGUUGGUGCAUGGACGGAACUUUGCAAGAAUUGAUCAUGUAAAUGAGUGAUUGAAAAUUAUUUCACAUGAAUCCGUGAAAACUUGUAGAAUGCCCGUCCUUUGUUUUUUUGAAUUUCUUCAUCAUAAAGUGUUAUUAUUGAUAAUGCGCAAAUAUAUGUACCUUUCAGAUGUAACGAAUAAUUCUCUACUAAAAGUCAGUCUGAUUCGAAUUAUAGUAGACAAUUAUAAUUAUUCAAUCUAUUUUUGAUAACAGUUGAUUUUGAC
Molecule: messenger RNA, 2586 nt
Organism: Hyalella azteca
Lineage: Eukaryota; Metazoa; Arthropoda; Malacostraca; Amphipoda; Hyalellidae
Product: heat shock 70 kDa protein
Exons: 2
Coding region: 269-2077 (602 amino acids)
Biological process (GO): cellular response to unfolded protein; protein refolding
Cellular component (GO): cytoplasm
Molecular function (GO): heat shock protein binding; ATP-dependent protein folding chaperone; ATP binding
Source: RefSeq, a predicted model, not a curated record